Acanthoscelides obtectus is the source of this 3558-nucleotide messenger RNA. NCBI's taxonomy places the organism in Eukaryota, Metazoa, Arthropoda, Insecta, Coleoptera, Chrysomelidae. The record is from the annotation of a GenBank genome assembly.
AGUGGGGAGUUGAAUAGCGUUCACGGAAUAAAUAUUAUGGUUCUGUAGUAUCAGCGCUGUCGCGGUACUUUACCUGUUACGUAUCAGUCGUACCAUUUCAGAAAUCAGAAAUGAAUUAAUUUAUGUUAAUUACGCUGUACUAUAUGUCGCGCGGUAUUAUAACAAAAGUGUCACCUGAAAAUUAUAUGAAUUAGUGGAUUUUUUUUAUAAUAGUUGUGUUGUUUUUUUUGCGAAUAACAGAAGGACUCUGGCAAGCAAAGGAUAAAUAAAGUUACUCAUAAAUAUACCACAGAAACAAUGUUGGGGUUGAAAGCCAUCCGUGAGGACACACGCAUUGACAUUUUGGUAUAAAGAGGAGAACACAUCAAGUACUAUGAAUGCCUUGCGAUUGAAAAGGCAAUUAGUUACCCACUUGUAAGGCUUACUUGAUAGCCCAGAAGACGGAAGUAUUUUAGUUCACAAUUAAAUUUCAGAUGGCGAGCAAAAUAUAUCAAGCCCUUAAACGUAGAAAAAGGAACGACCAAUCAGAGGGCUCCACACAACUUUCGCGAUGCCUGAACCUGUUUGACCUGACAGCGCUAGGAGUAGGAGCAACUUUAGGAUUAGGAGUUUACGUACUGGCAGGGUCCGUGGCCAAAACAACUUCGGGGCCGGCAGUGUGUCUGUCUUUCUUGGCAGCUGCGGUGGCUUCUGCAGUGGCGGGUCUGUGCUAUGCAGAGUUUGCCGCAAGAGUGCCAAGAGCCGGAUCUGCGUAUGUGUACAGCUACGUGGGAGUGGGGGAAUUUGUGGCGUUUGUGAUUGGGUGGAACCUUUUGCUUGAAUACGUAAUAGGUACGGCAAGUGUAGCACGAGGCCUAAGUAACUACAUCGAUGCCUUGGCAGAUAAAAAAAUUAGAGAUACUCUCACAGAAUGGAUGCCCAUGGACGUUGAGUUUCUAUCGUCCUAUCCAGAUUUCUUUUCGUUUAUAUUUGUAAUGUUGUUUACCGCUCUCUUGGCUUUUGGCGUAAAGGAAUCUUCAAACUUGAAUAACCUGUUCACCGUACUAAACUUGGCUACUAUUUGUAUCGUACUUGUUGCAGGAGCAAUAAAAGCUGACAUUAGCAACUGGAAGAUCCUCCCGGAAUCUAUCCCAGAGGAAUACCAAUCAGCCGCUGGAAAAGGAGGCUUCCUCCCUUUCGGUGUGUCAGGAGUCAUGGCGGGAGCCGCCAAAUGCUUCUAUGGCUUCGUCGGGUUCGAUUCCGUGGCUACAACGGGCGAAGAAGCCAAGAAUCCACAAAGAGAUAUACCACUGGCAAUUGUAUUCUCGCUUUUUAUUACUUUUUUGGCUUACUUUGGUAUAUCUACGAUUCUUACGAUGAUUUGGCCAUACUACCUACAAGAUCCAGAUGCGCCCCUUCCAUACGUUUUUGAACAAAUAGGCUGGCACACCAUUAAGUGGAUUGUGACCGUUGGCGCUAUCUUUGCCCUUCUCACGAGUCUCCUAGGGGCCAUGUUUCCCCUACCUAGAGUUGUUUAUGCGAUGUCAUCGGAUGGUCUUAUUUUCAAGUUUUUGGCCAAAGUCUCACCGAGGACUAAAACGCCAUUGCUCGCGACGGUGUUAUCUGGACUUCUGUCAGGUAUAAUGGCAGUCCUUUUCAACCUUGACCAGCUUAUUGACAUGAUGUCUAUUGGAACCCUAUUGGCUUACACAAUUGUAGCUGUAUCUGUUUUGAUUAUGAGGUAUCAGGUAGAUGAAACCAAGGCUACUUAUCCUGACAUAACAAUGACAAAAAUGGAAGAAACUGUAGAAGAAUCCAUAUACCAUAAGUUCAAGUUUAUAUUUAAUUUGAACAACAAUAAAUACCCCUCAGUUGAAACUUCUGGUGUAGUCACUUGGAGUAUAUCUCUUUAUAGUAUUUUCACGGUACUAUUCUGCGUAGUAUUCAUCAAUGGCAAAGACUUAUUAUCGGAACCAUUCUUCGUACUAGCUUUAGUGAUAGCUGCGAUUGCUAUGCUCACAACUCUGGUAGUUAUUGGCAGGCAACCCACGGUGGACGAAAAACUUACUUUCAAGGUACCCCUAGUGCCACUUAUACCUUGCCUAAGCGUACUAUUCAACGUAUAUCUAAUGCUGGAGUUAGACCUACAUACUUGGAUAAGGUUUUCAAUAUGGUUAUUCUUAGAUUUUUUGUGGUGGUAUCGAAAAAUUCGUCACUUUGCAUUUAUAUUCCAGGUUUCCUGAUAUACUUUUUCUACGGAAUAAAACAUAGUGAAGAAAAUCCAGAUAACAAAAAGAAGACGGUCCUAUAUCAUAUUCCGAGGCUGUUGACAAACAAGAUACAAAAUUCUAGGAAUCCUCAUUUUUUUAAAAUGAUUCCAAGCCAGUGUCUAGUAAUGCAUGGUAGGACUGAGCAUCAUCAUGAUCGACAAUAAUGUCCUCUGAUCUAUUACUGAUAUUUGAAUUAUGUAGCAAACACACAUUAUAACAGUGCAAUGCUAACUGUGUACAAAUAGCAUGGAAAAAGCCUUAUCUUAACAGCGAUUCUAUAGUAAAUUCUUUUAAGACAAAUUGCAAGCCCUUAAAUGGUUAGUACAAACUAUGUGAUGUAUUUUACAUUCAAAAUCAGAGUUCUAUCGUGUAGGUUCUUGAAAAUGCCUUGGUUUGGAAUACUCUCUUUUAUCGGAAUGACAAUAAAGCCUAUUUUUUUGAGUGCCUACAAUCCAUCCUAAGCCAAGAUAAAGAGAUAAUCUACUCUGUACUGGUCGACAACAGGCCACACGAUCUGUAUCGGAUUCAGCAAUGAGUGUCGUCCUGUUGCUGAGCGAUCAGGUAAACGUAUUUGUUAUGUUUUACUAUUGAUUAACGUAUUCCAGCCGAAGAUACCCUAUUAAAAUAGCUACUAGAAAAGCCAAGGAUGUAUUGAGAGUCCUAAUGUCAUCUAUGAGUCUGUAGCAAAACCAACCACAAGUCUUUCCCAAGUGAAUUUCUUAAUUUAUUUUUGUGCUCUGCUACUGCCUUAUAUUAGGCGAUAGAGUCUACCAGACCCUUUCAUGGUCUCCGGAGUACAGUACAUUGUUUUCUAUCCCCAGGAAUAAUUGAUGGUUUCUCUCUAUCUUGGAUUUUGACCGAGCUUAGAAAUGGCAGUUUAGCUUUAUAUCGCAUAUCGCUUUCUGUAAGCAUACUCUUGAAGCUUUACAAAAGAAAAGACAAAUGUACUGGUUGAUUAUUGUUAGAUUCGUUUGUUGUUUAAAUAAAUGCUUUACGUUGGAGUAGAAGUUAAAGAAGGUACUUAAUAGCGUUAUUGUACUUAAUAGUUACUGAGUCCUUGACGACUAAGCAGUAUUAUUAGGGCAAUGCAAUAAUUAUGUCAUUGAUUAUAUUAUAUAUUUAAAUACGUGAAAUGCUCAUACUUUGUUGUUAUCGUACAUCAGGCCGGCGGCAGCCAUACUUUUGAUGUACAGUAUGGAUCGUCAAAGGUUGUGAAGUAUGGAUUUUCGUGACGUUGUGAUAGAUAUUUAUAAUUUUAUUUAAACUUAGUGCUUAGUGUAAAUAUUUUUUAUAUAAUAAAUGUUUUCAG